AUGUGUGGCUUCGCCGACCACAGCCACAAGAAUUCUCCGUGCCCUAAGUGCAAGGUAACCCAGGAUGAAAUCUUCUCUGAUGCAUCUCUACGCAACGGCACGUGCCUCAUUUCAUUAGUGGCUUACAGUUUUGAACUAACCAUAACAAUAGAAUUUGAUCCACGUAAUGGUGAAGAACAUCGACGCCGAUGUUUCCAAGAGAAAGCCCUUGAAACACGAGAUGAACGUAACACCUUCUUUGACGAACACGGCGUCCGUUGGACCGAGCUUGCGCGGCUCCCAUAUUUUGAUCUUGUGCGACAGACAAUAAUUGAUCCGAUGCACAAUUUAUUACUUGGAAUUAUUAAGACUCAAUGGUACACGCAAUGGAUCUUGACCCCGGCCCUUCGCGCCUCUACUCAGACAAGAACUCGCGAGCUCAAUUUAAUGCAUACCUUUCUCAGUACGUUUGAAGCCCCGCUCUGGGCUGGAAAGCUGCCGCUUCGUGUUGGAGAGCCCGCAGGUGGGUCUUUGACAGCUGACGAAUAUAAGUUUGCUGCAACAACAGCCUGGCCCAUCACCAUAAGUCAUUUCAUUCUAUAUUGCAUCCAUUAUAUUCAACACGCAAUUCAGAUACCUAUAAUUUGGGACAUGUUCGUGGAGGAAGCGGAGUCGGAUCAAAAAACUUCCAUUAAGUCAUUUUCUAAACGUCAGGAUCAGUUUAUCAAGGACUACGAGGCUUGGAAGGCACACCGAGAAGCACCACAAGGGUCUGCGGCUGCCAAACGAGGCAACAAAAAGAAGUCUGCGAAAGACGACAAGGAACCGAAGCCACCGAAGCCACCGAAGGUUCGCAUGCAACGUGCCGAACCGAUCAACUUUCUGCGCCUUUCGACUGCUCUCAAGAUAUUCUGUGUCUUAUCGUAUGCUAAACAGUUGUAUGGUGUCGAUGCCCUCAAACCGAACUUUCAUUGGGCCAUUCAUCUUAGGCAACAGAUCCUUGACUACGGACCGGUCUAUAACUUUUGGGCUUUUCUCUCCAAGUGUCUCAAUAAAGUCCUCAAGAGUUCAAACUCGAACAACUGGACUGGGGGUCAGAUUGAGAUAUCGAUGAUGAGAGAAUUUUCACGUGGUGCACAGAUAGAUUCCUUGGUAAUUUCUUUGCUCAUUAUCGUGCUUUCUCUCAGUGGGAUUUUCAGGCUCGUGAUGCGAUAG
This is a messenger RNA of Suillus clintonianus, 1194 nucleotides long. RefSeq lists its product as uncharacterized. NCBI's taxonomy places the organism in Eukaryota, Fungi, Basidiomycota, Agaricomycetes, Boletales, Suillaceae. The record is from RefSeq and is a predicted model, not a curated record. The transcript has 3 exons. The coding region runs from base 1 to 1194 and encodes 397 amino acids.